This is a messenger RNA of Eurytemora carolleeae, 9196 nucleotides long. Its product is annotated as serine-rich adhesin for platelets-like. NCBI's taxonomy places the organism in Eukaryota, Metazoa, Arthropoda, Copepoda, Calanoida, Temoridae. The record is from RefSeq and is a predicted model, not a curated record. Gene Ontology annotation, molecular function: carbohydrate binding.
UCAAGUAGUUAAUAGCUUUGCAACAUUUUUUACUUUCAUGAAGAAAUGUUUCAGUUGGGAUUGAAGUGCAAAUAAGAUUGGGUACUGACAGUCUUCUGUUAAUACACAAAUGUUAUCUGCCUUCUCUUAGUGGCUGAUACUAGGCUUGAAAUGGAUUGGCAUGUGUUAAGCCUCCUUUUAGCUUUAAACAGCCUCAGCACAAGUUACUCAUCUUCCCCAGACCUCUGCUACUGGAUAGAAGAUGGAAACUCAUGGGUUAAUGGUCAGAAAGCAUCCCUCAAAGUCCAACUAGAUAAAGAUUACACAAGCUGGGAAUUACGUUACGAAUUUUCAGAAGAAAUUGUCAAUUUGGAAUCUUGGAAAGGAGACGUGAACUCCAUCAAUCAAUCAGUUUACACAAUUUCAUCCAGAUGUUAUAAUGGAAAACUUGUUGCUUGUCAAGUUUUGUCCCUGGGAUACAUUAUUCGGCAUUUUCCAGAACAAGAGCCAGUCUUUACUUUAUUCCUCAAUAAUGUUACUGUUCCUCAAUGUGAUACUUCUUCUUCUACCCCUUAUGCCACAACAGUCCAAAAUUGUCCUUACACUUCUGACCCAGAGUAUAUACUAGCCUGUCAACUUUAUGGGGAACUUGAAAGUAUAAAGACAGCUGAAAAUUCGAGUUCUUCAACUCAAUCAUCCCAAACAUCCUCAACCCAAGCAGUUGAAUGUUUAUACCUAAGCAACCCAACAAGUAGUAACUUAUUGUGUGAGCUUUGGUGUCAACUCCAAUCAUUCCAGAGUAAAAGAUGUUCCACUAUAUCUACAACACAGAUAUCAACCCAAAGGGAAGAAUGCCCCUACGAUCUAUUUACCAAUAGUGAAAUCCUCUGUGAUUUGUGGACUCAAAUACAAGAAGCAGAGAGCUCUCAAACAACUUUACAAAGUUCUGUUGGAAGCACUCUCAGUGGUCAAACAUCAACAGAAGCUGUAGGUGUGCCUUACAUAAGCUGUCCUUUUAGGAACAUAACAGAUGGGUAUCUUGCAUGCAGUCUUUGGUGUGAUUUAGGGGAAAUGGUAAAUGGAACAGUUUGUACUGAGGAGCCUGAGUGUCCUUAUGAAAACUACACAAGUCCACACAACAAAGAGUUGUGCUUACUUUGGUCUGAAAAUGUAGAUUUAAAAAAUCAAAUUUUUGGAACAGGUUCAAGUCAAUCCACUCUGACUGGAGAAUUUACACCUCUUUUUAAUGAGAGUAACAAUUUUGUAACAUGUCCAUAUGUGGAUUCAGUUUAUGAAUCAGAAUAUUGUGUGCUUUGGUGCGAAAAUGAAAACAUGAAAUUUGGAUCUGAAUGUGCUGAUUCUUCAACAACAGCGUUGACCACUCCCCUUCAAUGUCCAUAUACAACAUAUACAAACAAUGACAUACUUUGUGAACUAUGGAACGGAAUACAAGAGGCUAAAACUACUUUAUCUUCUCUUGAUCCCGCAGGAAGUACACUGAGUGGGCAAACCUCUACUACAACUGGAAAUAAUGAAGUGCCCUACAUAAACUGCCCUUAUGCCAAUCUGGCUGAUGGAAUUCUAGCCUGCAGCUUAUGGUGCGAGUUUGGAGAGUUGGUAAAUAAAACAACAUGCAUUGGCAAACCAAUAUGUCCUUAUGAGAAUUACACAAGUCCACAUAAUGAAGAACUAUGUCAACUUUGGACAGAAAAUAUUGAUCUUACAAGUCAGCUCUAUGGAACAGGAUCAACCCAGACAACACCUAAUGGACAGUUCACACCACUUUUCAGUGAUGGCAAUAGUUUAGUUACAUGUCCAUACAUGGGCUCAGUUUAUGAAUCUGAGUAUUGCAAGCUGUGGUGUUCAAAUGAAAAUAUGAAGUUUGGAUCCCAAUGUUUAGAUGCUUAUUCAACAAUAAGAUCUACAUAUGCAUCUUCAGCAGCAGCUUCUACAACUAGAUCAACUGCUGGUUCUUCAGGAGCAUCUUCAAUGAAUGGAUCAACAGAUGAUUCUUCAACAACAGCUUCUACAGCUGGAUCAACAAGUUCAUCUUCACAAGCAGCUUCUACUGUAGGAUUAACUGCUGCUUCUUCAGGAGCAGCUUCUAAUGAUGAAUCAACUGAUGCUUUUUCAACAUUAACUUCUACUGAUGGACCUACCGAUGCAUCUUCGACAGCAGCUUUCACAGUUGUAUCAACUGCUGCUUCCUUAGGAGCAGUUUCUAAGAAUGGAUCAACUAAAGGUUCUUCAACAGCAGCUUUUACAGAAGGAUCAACUGCUGGUUCUUCACAAAUAGCUUAUACACCUGGAUCAACUAGUGCAUCUUCAACAGCAGCUUCUACAGAUGGAUCAACUGCUGCUUCUUUAGAAACAGCUUCUUCAGCUGGAUCAACUGGUGCUUCUUCACCAGUAGCUCCUACUGAUGGAUCAACUGCUGCCACUUCAGAAGUAGUUUCAAUGGAUGGAUCAACUGAUGCAUCUUCAAAAGCAGUUUCAACAGCUGGAUCAGCUAAUGCUUCUUCAACAUCAACUUCUAUUAAUGGACCAAUUGAUGCAUUUUCAACAGCAGCUUCUACAGCUGGAUCAGCUGCUGCCUCUUCAGAUUCAGCUUCUACGAAUGGAUCAACUGAUGCUUCUUUAACUGCAGCUUUUACAAAUGAAUCAACUGUUGCUUCUCCAGGAGCAGCUUCAACAAAUGGAUCAACUGUUGCUUCUUCAACAGAAACUUCUAGUGAUGGGCCUACUGAUGUAUCUUUGACACCAGCUUCUACAGCUGGAUCAAAAGGUACUUCUUUAGGAUUAGAGUCUACAAAUGGAUCAACUGCUGCUUCUUCAAGACCACCUUCUAUGAAUGGAUCUACUGAUGCUGCUUUAACAGAAGCUUCUACAGCAGGAUCAACAGUUGCAUCUUCACCAGCAGCUUCUACAGAUGGAUUAACUGCUGCCUCUUUAGAAGCAACUUCAACAAACAAAUCAACUGAUUCUUCUCCAAUUCCAGCUUCUACAGAUGAAUCAACUUCUGCUUAUUCACCAACAGCUUUUACAGCUGGAUCAACUGGUGCAUCUUCACCAGUAGCUUCUACUGAUGGAUCAACUGUUGCCUCUUCAGAAGUAGCUUCAAUGGAUGGAUCAACUGAUGCUUCUUCAACAGCAUCUUCUACUUUUGGACCAACUGAUGCAUCUUCAACAGCAAUUUCAUCAGCUGGAUCAACUGCUUCUUUUUCAGGAGUACCUUCCAUAGAUGGAUCAAUUGAUGCUUCUUCAACAGCAGCAUCUACUGAUGUAUCAACUGAUUCAUUUUCAACAGUAGCUUCUGCAGCUGGAUCUACUACUGCUACUUCAGGAGCAGCUUUUACAGAUGGAUCAACUAAUACUUCUUUAUCAGCAAAAUCUACUGAUGGACCAAAUAAUGCAUUUUCAACAGCAGCUUCUACAGCUGGAUCAUCUUUUGCUUCUUCAGGAGAAGCUUCUACGAAUGGAUCAACUGAUGCUUCAUUAACAGAAGCUUCGACAGAUGAAACAACUGCUGCUCCUUCAGGAGCAUCUCCUACAAAUGGAUCAACUGUUGCUUCUUCAACAGCAACUUCUACUAUUGGACCAAGUGCAGAUUCUUCAGGAGCACCCUCUUUGGAUGUAUAUACUGAUGCUUUUUCAACAGCAGCUUCUACAGCUGGGUCAACUGUUGCCAAAUCACCAGAACCUUCUACAGAUGGAUCAACUGCUGCUUCUUCAGCAGGACCUUCUAUGGAUGGAUCAACUGAUGCUUCUUCAACAGCAGCUUUUUCAGCUGGAUCAACUGUAGCGUCUUUGCCAGCAGCUUCUAUGGAUGGAUCAACUGCCGCCUCUUCAGAAGCAGCUUCAACAAAUGGAUCAUCUGAUUCUUCUUCAACAGCAGCUUCUACAGAUGAAUCAACUGCUGCUUCUUUAGGAGCACCAUCUAUGGAUGGAUCAACUGGUGAAUCUUCACCAGUAACUUCUACUGAUGGAUCAACUGCUGCUUCUUCAAAAGUAGCUUCAAUGGAUGAAUCAACUGAUGCUUCUUCAACAAUAUUUUCAACAGCUGGAUCAUCUGCUGUUUCUUCAGGAGCAACAUCUACAGAUGGAUCAAAUGCUGCUACUUUACUAACAUCAUCUACAGCUGGAUCAACUGGUGCAUCUUCACCAGCAAAUUCUACAGAUGGAUCAAAUUCUGCUUCUUCAGGAGCAGCUUCUACAAAUGGAUCAACUGGUGCUUCUUCUGGAGCAUCAUCAACAAUUAAUGCUUCUUCAACAGUAACUUCUACUGAUGGACUAACUGAUGCAUCUUCAACAGCAGCUUUUACAGCAGGAUCAACUGCUACUUCUUCAGGAGCACCUUUAACUGAUGGUUCAUCUGAUGCUUCCUCAAAAUUAGCUUCUACAGCUGGAUCAACUGCUGCUUCUUCAGGAGCACCUUAUACGAAUGGAUCAACUAAUGUUUCUUUAACCACCACUUCUACUGAUGGACCAACUGCUGCAUCAUUAACAGCAGCUUCUACAACUGGAUCAACUGCUGUUUCUGCAGGAGCAGCUUCUACAAAUGGAUCAACUGAUGCUUCUUCAGUAGCAGCUUCUACAGAUGGAUUAACUGCUGCUUCUUCACUUUUAUCUUCUACAGCUGUAUCAAAUAAUGCAUCUUCAGGAGCAGCUCCUACAGAUGGAUCAACUGCGGCUUUUCCACAGACAGCUUCUACAGAUAAAUCAAUUGAGGCUUCUUCAACAGCAUUUUCUACUGAUGGACCAAUUAAUGCAUCUUCAACAGCAGCUUCUACAGCUAAAUCAACUGCUGCUUCUUCAGGAGCAGCUUCUACAAAUGAAUCAACUGCUUCUUCUUUGACAACAGCUUCUAUAGAUGGAUCAUCUGUUGCUUCUACAGUAACAGCUUCUACAGUUGGAUCAACUGUUGCAUCUUCACCAGUAGCUUCUUCUGACAUAUCAACUGAUGAUUCUUCAACAGCAGCUUCUACAGAUGGAUCAACUGAUGCUUCUUCAUCAGUCACUUCUGACAACGGACCAACUGAGGCAUCUUUGACAGCUGCUGCUACAUCUGGAUCUACUGAUGCAUCUUCAACAGCAGCUUCUGCAGCCAAAUCAACUGCUGCUUCUUCAGGAGCAGCUUUUACAAAUGAAUCAACUGCUUCUUCUUUGACAACAGCUUCUAUACAUGGAUCAUCUGUUGCUUCUACAGUAGCAGCUUCUACAGCUGGAUCAACUGUUGCAUCUUCACCAGUAGCUUCUACUGACAGAUCAACUGAUGAUUCUUCAACAGCAGCUUCUACAGAUGGAUUAACUGCUGCUUCUCAACAAACAGCUUCUACUGCUGAAUCAACUGGUGUAUCUUCACCAGCAGCUUCUACAGAUGGAUCAACUGAUGCUUCUUCAUCAGUCACUUUUAACAACGGACCAACUGAGGCAUCUUUUACAGCUGCUGCUACAUCUGGAUCUACUGAUGCUUUUUCAGGAGCAGCUUCAUCAGAUGGAUCAACUGAUGCUUUAACAUCAGCAGCUUCUAUGGAUGGAUUAACUGCAUCUUCUUCAGUUUUAGUUUCAACAGUUGAAUCAAGUGGUGCAUCUUCAGCAGCAGCUUCUACAGACCAAUCAACUGAUGCUUCUUCAACAGCAGCUUCUACAUAUGGAUCAACUGCUUCUUUUUCACCAACAGCAUCUACUGUUGAAUCAACUGGUAUAUCUUCACCAUCAGCUUCUACAGAUGGAUCAACUGUUGAUUCUUUAGGAGCAACUUCUACAGCUGGAUCGACUGGUGCUUCUUCAGGAGCAGCUUCUACAGAUGGAUCAACUAAUGCUUCUACAACAGCAACUUCUAUUAAUGGAACAACUGAUGCAUCUUUGACAACAGCUUCUACAGUUGGAUCAACUACUGCUUCUUCAGGAGCCCCUUCUAUGAAUGAAUCUACUGAGGCUUCUUCAACAGCAGCUUCUACAGCUAAAUCAACUGGUGCAUCUUCACCAGCAGCUUCUACAGAUGGAUCAAAUGCUGCUUCUUCAGGGACAGCUUCUACAGAUGGAUCCUUUGAGGCUUCUUCUACAGCCACUUCUACUGAUGGACCAACUAAUGCAUAUUAUACAGCUGCUUCUAUUGCUGGAUCAACUACUGCCUCUACAGGAGCAGCUUCUAUUGAUGGAUCUACUGAUUCUUCUUCAAAAGCAGCUUCUACAAAUGAAUCAAAUGGUGGAUCUUCACCAACAGCUUCUACAUAUGGAUCAACAGAUGCAUCUUUGACAGGAGCUUUCACAGAUGGACCAACUGCUUUUACUUCUGAAGCAGCUUCUAUGGAUGGAUCAAGUGCUGCUUCUUUGACAGCAGCUUCUACAGUUGGGUCAACUGCUGCUUCUUCAGUAACAGCUUUUACAGCUGGAUCAAUUGGUGUAUCUUCACCAGCAGCUUCUACAGAUGGAUCACCUGCUGCUUCUUCAGGAGGAGUGUCAACAGAGGGAUCAACUUAUGCUUCUUUAACAGUAACUUCUACUGAUGGACCAACUGAUGCAUCUUCAACAGGACCUUUCACAGUUGGGUCUGCUGCUUAUUCUUCAGGAGCAAUUUCUAUGAAUGGAUCAACUGAUACUUCUUUAACUGCAACUUCUACAGAUGUAUCAAUUGCAGCUUCUUCACUAACUUAUUCUACAGAUGAAUCAACUGUGUCUUUUUCAGGAGCAGCUUCUCCAGAUGGAUCAACUGAUGCUUUUUCAGGAGCAGCUACUAAAGAUGGAUCAACUGCUGCUUCUUUUCCAGCAGCUUCUACAGUUAGGUCAACUGCUGCUUCUUCUGGAGCAGCUUUAACAGAUGGACCAACUGCUGCUUCUUUAGGAGCAGCCUCUACAGAUGGAUCUUCUGAAGCUUUUUCACUAACUGCUUCUACAGAUGGAUCAACUGCUAUUUUUUCAAAAGCAGCUACUACAGCUGGAUCAACUGCUGCUUUUUCACAAACAGCUUCUACAGCUGGAUCAACUGGAUCAUCUGAUUCUUCAGUAACAAGUUCUACAGAUGGGUCAACUGAUGCUUCUACUGUAACUUCUACUAAUGGACAAACUGAUGCAUCUUCAACAGCAGCUUCUCCAGCUGGCUCAACUGCUACUUCUUCAGGAAUACCUUCUACGGAGGGAUCAACUUCUGCCUCUUCACCUACAGCUUCAACUGCUGGAUCAACUAUUUCAUCUUCAGGAGCAGCUUCUGCAGAUGGAUCAACUGCUAUUUCUUCAGUAGCAGCUUCUACAGAUGGGUCAACUGAUGCUUUUUCUACUGCAUCUUCUACUGAUGGACAAACUUAUACAUCUUCAACAGCAGCUUCUACAGCUGGAUCAACUGCUGCUUCUUCAGAAGUACCUUCCAUGGAUGGAUCAACUGAUGCAUCUUCACCUGCAGCUUCCACAGCUGGAUCAACUGGUGCAUCUUCACCUGCAGCUUCAUCAGAUGGAAUAACUACUCAUUCUUCGACAGCAGCGUCUACAGAUGGAUCAACUGUUGAUUCUUCAGGAGCAGCUUCAGCUGAUGGAUCAACUGAUGCUUCUUCAACAGUAACUUCUACUGAUGGACCAACUAAUGCUUCUUUGACAGCAGCUUCUAAAGCUGCAUCAACUGCUGCUUCUCCAGAAGAAGCUUCUACGGAGGGAUCAACUUCUGCCUCUUCACCUACAGCUUCAACUGUUGGAUCAACUAUUUCAUCUUCAGUAGCAUCUUCUGCAGAUGGAUCAACUGCUGAUUCUUCAGUAACAACUUUUACAGAUGGGUCAACUGAUUCUUCUACUGCAACUUCUACUAAUGGACAAACUGAUGCAUCUUCAACAGCAGCUUCUCCAGCUGGGUCAACUGCUACUUCUUCAGGGGUACCUUCUAUGGAUGGAUCAACUGAUGCAUCUUCACCUGCAUCUUCCACAGAUGGAUCAACUGGGGCAUCUUCACCUGCAGCUUCAACCGAUGGAAUAACUACUCAUUCUUCAGCAGCAGCUUCUACAGAUGGAUCAACUGUUGAUUUUUCAGGAGCAGCUUCAGCUGAUGGAUCAACUGAUGCUUCUUCAACAGUAACUUCUACUGAUGGACCAACUAAUGCUUCUUUGACAGCAGCUUCUAAAGUUGCAUCAACUGCUGCUUCUCCAACAGCUUCAACUGCUGGAUCAACUAUUUCAUCUUCAGGAGCAGCUUCUGCAGAUGGAUCAACUGCUAAUUCUUCAGUAGCAGCUUCUACAGAUGGGUCAACUGAUGCUUUUUCUACAGCAUCUUCUACUGACGGACAAACUUAUACAUCUUCGACAGCAGCUUCUACAGCUGGAUCAACUGCUGCUUCUUCAGGAGUACCUUCUAUGGAUGGAUUAACUGAUGCUUCUUCAACAGCAGCUUCUACAGCUGGAUCAAUUGGUUCUCCUUCACCAGCAGCUUCUACAGAUGGAUCAACUGAUGCUCCUUCACCAGUAGCUUCUACAGAUGGAUCAACUGAUGCUACUUUAACAAGCUUUACAACUACAACUACAACUACAACUACAACUACAACUACAACUACAACUACAACUACAACUACAACAACAACUACAACAACAAUAACUACAAGAACAACUACAAGAACAACUACAGCAACAACUACAACAACAACAACAACAACUACCCUGUCUACAGCCAUGUGUGAUAGUGAAACAGAUUGUCAAGCUAAUGCUGGAUGCUUUUUAGAUGAAGUGGAAUUUUUAGCAACAGGAGCUGUAAUCACAUUCUGCUACUGCUACCUUGGGUACUUUGCUCAGACAGGAGUAAACCCUGUUGAUGACAUAUUUCCCAAGACUGGGACCUGUAUGGAUCUAAAAGCGGGGGACGCAUGUCAGUACCCAGAUGCAUGUCUCACUAAUGAAGAUCAAUGGGGAGUUUGUCCUUACUGCAGGACUUUCAAGCACUCUUCAGCUUUUGGGGGAGAGCUUUCUACUGGGACAUACGUUAGUGGCUUAGGCACAUUUCCUAAUGAUCCCAUGGUAUAUGAGGGGGGUUCAAGCAUUAAUUGUGGGAAUGGAGCCCCCAGAUCCAGUGAGGUAUUCUGGUACUGUUGGUAUGAUACUGGUACCACAGAUAUUGUUCCUCUUAAUACACUUGAUAUGUUCUGGGUGGAAGACCCCCUGUGUCAUUAUAUUGGAUACGUGUAUACACCCCUGGCCUGUGACUGGGCUAAACCAGCUCUAUAAGGAGGCGAAAUGAAUAGCGAAA